Meriones unguiculatus (Mongolian gerbil) is the source of this 2896-nucleotide messenger RNA. RefSeq names its product tropomyosin 1 (gene Tpm1). Lineage: Eukaryota; Metazoa; Chordata; Mammalia; Rodentia; Muridae. Gene Ontology annotation, cellular component: actin filament. The transcript is spliced from 9 exons. The record is from RefSeq and is a predicted model, not a curated record. Bases 185 to 1030 code for a protein of 281 amino acids. Gene Ontology annotation, molecular function: actin filament binding. Gene Ontology annotation, biological process: actin filament organization; cardiac muscle contraction.
GGCAGGAGGAACGAGCUUUUCCAAAAAAGUAUUGGCUGUCCUUAGGAAUGCGGUCGCCCCCCUGGGAAAGUACAUAUCAGGGAGCAGCAGGCAGCCCGGCGCUCGCACUCCGCUCUGCCGCCCCGCCGCGCUCGCUCGCGUCUCCUCUCCCUCCGCUGCCCGAGGGCCCCUCGCCACCGCCGCCAUGGACGCCAUCAAGAAGAAGAUGCAGAUGCUGAAGCUCGACAAAGAGAACGCCUUGGAUCGAGCCGAACAGGCGGAGGCUGACAAGAAGGCGGCGGAAGACCGGAGCAAGCAGCUCGAGGAGGACAUCGCAGCGAAAGAGAAGCUGCUGCGGGCAUCGGAGGACGAGCGGGACCGGGUGCUGGAGGAGCUGCACAAGGCGGAGGACAGCCUCCUGGCGGCCGACGAGACCGCCGCCAAGGCUGAAGCUGAUGUGGCUUCUCUGAACAGACGCAUCCAGCUGGUUGAGGAGGAGUUGGACCGCGCUCAGGAGCGUCUAGCCACAGCUCUGCAGAAGCUGGAGGAGGCUGAGAAGGCUGCAGAUGAGAGCGAGAGAGGCAUGAAAGUCAUUGAGAGCCGAGCCCAAAAGGAUGAAGAAAAGAUGGAAAUUCAGGAAAUCCAGCUGAAAGAGGCCAAGCACAUUGCUGAAGAUGCUGACCGCAAGUAUGAAGAGGUGGCCCGUAAGCUCGUCAUCAUUGAGAGUGACCUGGAGCGCGCAGAGGAGCGGGCCGAGCUCUCAGAAGGCCAAGUUCGACAGCUGGAAGAACAAUUAAGAAUAAUGGAUCAGACCUUGAAAGCAUUAAUGGCUGCAGAGGAUAAGUACUCGCAGAAGGAGGACAAGUAUGAGGAGGAGAUCAAGGUUCUCUCUGACAAGCUGAAGGAGGCUGAGACUCGGGCUGAGUUUGCAGAGAGGUCAGUAACUAAAUUGGAGAAAAGCAUCGAUGACUUAGAAGACCAACUCUACCAUCAACUUGAGCAAAACCGCCGCCUAACUAACGAACUAAAGCUGGCCCUGAAUGAGGAUUAAAAACUUGGGCCAAGUUCUAGGAAUGGAGCCCAUGUUCAGGAAAUCCAUGGCCCAUGGGCUCGAAAACGAUAGCUUUCUGCUGAAAUGGGAAGGAAAGGCAUCGGGUAGAAGGCCAGGCUUGCCUGCCUUUUUCUCUGUAUAGCGUGAUUAAAAUCUCACAAGCCGAGAAGUUUUUACGAUAUAUUAUGUGUAUGUGAAAAUAUUUAUACUGGUCAACUCAGCUCUUCCUGCAGCCACAGGUCCUCUUUGAACUGACUGAUGAGGACCAAAAAAAAAAAAAAAAAGUUUUUAUUCUAUUUCCUCUAAGCAGCUGUGAGUCCUGCUUUAAAUACCUAUCGCAAAUUUGUAUUCCUAAUGUCCUCAUAAUGUGUAUAGUGCUUGGAAUGUGAUUCAAUGUACCUAUGCUUGGGCAAACUAGCUUUUGAAAACAGGCGCUCAUAGGAGAAGUCCCUGGUUGAAAGGUAGGCUUCAUUAAGUUUGUCGGUGUUGGGAUCUGAUGAGUGUGUCAUGCUAAUAAGUGGAAUACUAUAAAAGUACUAAGAGAAUGUCCUAAUGAAGUGUGCAUGAGAUGUGUCGAUAACCAUGUGUGAGCAUUAGAAAUAAACCCUGUUUAAAAAAAAAAUGGUCAGACACCUACUUAAUGCCAUCUUUGUUUCCUGCGAGGCUGUGUGCUGACGCAGCUACCAGCUCCUCUAACUGCCUGUAACUCAGAAUCGACGCUGGUGUUAAUAUCUUGAGUUUGUGUAACAGUGCUGUACCUGUUUUUGGUUUUUGCCGUUCCCUUAAUUCCCAUAGCACGCAGUGGGUGAGCCUUCACCAAGUGUGCCCUGCACUCUGUGUCAGGGUGGACGCUGGUGUGGGUGCACCGGGGCCUUGUCUGGACAGGAGCACUGUCUAAAGCAUGUGGAGUGCUACUCAUCUUCUCUGUGUGUGACUGAUUGCUUACUAAAUGUACAAACCACUACCGGGUCGGAAGCGCAGCUACUCAUGACCUAAUUUUCUAAUCCCAUCGCAGAGAAAGUGGCUCAUGCCAAAGAAGAAAACCUUAGUAUGCACCAGAUGCUGGAUCAGACGUUACUGGAGCUAAACAACAUGUGAAACCCUCCUUAGCUGCGGCCACACUCUCUCCUUUCCCUCCCGUUGUUUUCUUUUGUUUUUAAACACAUGCUUACCGUGAAACCCCGUCAACGCGUUUUUAUACACCUCUACCACUUUCACUGAAACAUCUACAGACAGCCAGCUAGGGCAGGGGGAUGGGGAAAGACACACAGAAAGGCAAGCCCACAUUGGGGCACUUACAAUUUAACCGUGCCAUUCCCAGGCUGACAUCGCCACAUGUCAUAGCGCUUAGGUGUGCAGUUUGCUUAGCCAGUGUAGGAAGCCUCAUGAAAACAGAAAGAUUUCCAGCCAGAGUGCCAAAGGUGGGGUCACCGGGAAGACUGAUGUUGGAGACAGUCGGGUGCAGAUCGGUGCUAAUUUAAACACGAGGAGCCCAGGGGUCUUUUGUCCACUAUUAUACAAUUCAGAUGUCUGUCCAACACUAAUUUAUUCUGUCUUGAGUUGUGCUGUGAGAGAAGACAGUGGGUUUCACAUGCCCAUGUUCAUUAAAUCCAAUUCAUUGAAAGCCACACUGGUCUUGUGAGAUCUCCAUUCCCUCCCAACGGACACGCUUGUAGCUCCUUUUAACUCAGCAGGGAGAGUGCUCAAUAUGGCUCACCCCCUUUCCAGUCCUCCAUGUCAGGAUAAAAUAUCUAGGCACUACAUACGUAAUUGGUAAAGAAAAGGCAUUUUCGUAAGAGUUUUAACUAUAUGUGAACAUUGUAUAAUGAUAUGGAAUAAAAUGCACAUUGUAGGACAUUUUCUAAA